AUGGAAGUGGUGACAGCGCUGGUAUCCCAUGUGGUGGAAGAGCAAGUUUUCAGUCCUUUGUCAGGGAUCUCAGACCUUCAGAGGCUGACCGUGAAGCGCCGGAACCACGGCCGCAACAAGCACGGCCGCGGCCAUGUCAGGUUCGUCCGCUGCAACAACUGCGCCAAGACCAUCCCAAAGGACAAGGCGAUCAAGAGGUUUCGUGUGUCGAACGUCGUGGAACCGGCAGCCAUGAGAGAUCUCCAGGAGGCGUGCGUCUUUGAUGGUUACGUUCUGCCCAAGCUUUACGAGAAGAUGCAUUGGUGCGUGGGCUGCGCCAUCCACCAGCACAAAGUCCGUGUCCGCUCCCGUAAAGACCGGAAGAACCGGGCACCUCCGCAGCAACGCUUCCGUCCCAGGGAGGAAAGACCUGGGGGCCAAGCUCCUCGUCCUGGUGGUGUCCCUGGGGGUCCUGGUGGUGUCGGUGGGGGUCCUGGUGGUGUCGGGGGUGGUUUCGGCACCGGUGCUCCAGCUCCCAAUGUCGCUGGCACCUGA
This is a messenger RNA of Lolium rigidum, 534 nucleotides long. RefSeq names its product 40S ribosomal protein S26-like. NCBI's taxonomy places the organism in Eukaryota, Viridiplantae, Streptophyta, Magnoliopsida, Poales, Poaceae. The coding region runs from base 1 to 534 and encodes 177 amino acids. The transcript is spliced from 5 exons. Gene Ontology annotation, biological process: translation. Gene Ontology annotation, molecular function: mRNA binding; structural constituent of ribosome. The record is from RefSeq and is a predicted model, not a curated record. Gene Ontology annotation, cellular component: ribosome; cytosolic small ribosomal subunit.